Messenger RNA from Linum tenue, 3414 nucleotides. The record is from the annotation of a GenBank genome assembly. NCBI's taxonomy places the organism in Eukaryota, Viridiplantae, Streptophyta, Magnoliopsida, Malpighiales, Linaceae.
AAAAAAAUAGAAAAGUACCAUCUUGGAUUGAAUUAGGGUUUGUCUUUCUGCUGGAAACAAUUCCCGACAUUACACACGCUUCCUAAUUCUUAUUCAUCUCAUUUCAAGGCUUUAGGGUUUUAGGUGCGAAAAUCUAUAGCCAGUUAGAUCGUUUGGAAGCCUGAAACAAACGAUGCCUCCACGAAUCGUGAAGCGCGGAGCUGCGGCAUCUGGAUCUAAGAGGGGCGGUAGAGCCGCGCGAGGUACCAGCAAGACCCAGAAUCAGCAUCCCGAAGCUGCCGAUGAGGUACUCAAGAUAGAGGAAGGGACAAUCAUCGAUGAAAAGCCUGUUGUCCAGGAGAAGCUGGAGGUUGACAGCAAGCCGGUCGUUGAAGAAAAGCCUGCUGAUGAUGGUUCCAAAUCGGACGUUAAGAGCUUGUCGUCCUUGAAAAAAGGUGAAGAAGCGAAAGAGUCUGUUGAGGAUUAUGAAAAGGAUGAACGGUUAGAGCUUGAUGAUAAUGAGCCUGAAUACGAACCUGAAGAAUAUGGUGGUGAAUACUACGAUGAUAAGGAAAUUGAUCAAGAUGAUGACCAAGGGGUUGGGGAGGAAGGAGAGGAAGAGCUAGAGGAAGAUAAUGGAGAGGAAGAGGAGGAUGAUCUGGUCGAGGAGGAGGAACUGGAGGAGGUUCCUGAAGAAGUUGAGGUUGAAGAGGAUGAUGAGCAUGCUGGUGAAGAACAUAUUGAGAUGGAUGCAACUGAAGAGGAUGAGCACCAUGAAGUUUUUAAGGAGAGGCGCAAGCGUAAGGAGUUUGAGGUCUUUGUUGGUGGUCUGGAUAAGGAUGCCACUGAAAGUGAUCUUCGGAAAGUUUUCGGACGAGUUGGUGAGAUCACUGAAGUGCGACUGAUGAUGAAUCCCCAGACAAAGAAAAACAAAGGGUUUGCAUUCCUGCGGUUUUCUAGUGUUGAACAAGCCAAACGGGCUGUUAAUGAGUUGAAGAAUCCAGUGAUUAACGGGAAACAUUGUGGUGUUAGUCCUAGUAAAGACAGUGACACCCUUUUCUUGGGUAACAUCUGCAAGACAUGGACAAAAGAAGCUUUGAAACAGAAAUUGAAACAUUAUGGAGUUGAUAAUGUUGAGGACUUGACCCUGGUUGAAGAUAGUAACAGUGAAGGGAUGAACCGAGGGUUUGCUUUUCUGGAAUUCUCAUGUCGGUCAGAGGCCAUGGACGCCUUUAAGCGUCUGCAGAAGAGGGAUGUUUUAUUUGGAGUUGAUAGGCCAGCAAAAGUCUCUUUUGCUGAUUCCUUCAUUGACCCGGGGGAUGAAAUAAUGGCACAGGUCAAGACUGUAUUCAUUGAUGGUCUUCCUUCUUCAUGGGAUGAGGACUAUGUCCGGGAACUAUUAAAGGUGUAUGGAAAGAUUGGGAAGGUUGAACUUGCUAGAAACAUGCCAUCAGCCAAGCGGAAAGAUUUUGGUUUUGUCACCUUUGACAGUCACGAGGCUGCAGUAACCUGUGCUAAAAGUAUUAACAAUGAAGAUCUUGGGGAAGGAGAGAAUAAGGCUAAAGUUAGGGCUCGGUUGUCAAGGCCUCUUCAGAGGGGAAAAGGGAAACAUUCAAGCCGUAGAGAUGUUCGUCCUGGACGCGGAACUGGUAGAGUUAGCAGCAGGGGUCCAUGGGUUCGGUCUGCACCACGUAGCCUUCCAUCCCGUUCGGUGAGAAUGACUGGAAAUCAUAUACCGCCACCCUCUGCGAAAAGGCAUGCUGGAUUGCGUGAACGCCGUGCCCCUGUGAUGUCUCAACCAGCAAGAAGCAGGCCUCUGGCUCGUCCCCCUCGGUCCUAUGAUAGAAGGGCACCUGUUCCAUCAUACCCGAAGAGUAGCUUGAAAAGGGAAUAUACUCGCCGUGAUGAAGUACCACCGCCAAGAAGCCGAGCUGCCAUUGAUUAUGGUUCCAGGGAUAUUCCUCAGAGACGUCAAUCCUACAGAGAUGAAUAUUCCUCACGAGGUUCUGGGUACCCUGAACUUCCUAGAAGUAGUUCUCGUGGAUCUGCCAGGAGAGCUUAUGUGGAUGAUGCCUAUGCUCAGAGAUUUGAGAGGCCCCCUCCAAGUUAUCGUGAAGGACGUGCUCGUGAUUAUGACUCUUUCUCUGGUUCAAAACGUCCUUAUUCUGUUAUGGAUGACAUUCCUCCACAUUAUGCUGAUUCUGGCCCUCGUCAUUCGAGGGCUCGUGUAGAAUAUGAACUCGGUCCUGCUUCUUCUCAAUAUGGGGAUGGCUAUGGUGAUAGUCGACUUGGCAGAUCGAACUUAGGAUAUGGGAGUGGCAGAAGUUCCAUGUCCAGUCAUGAUUCACAUGGGAUGUAUGGAGGGCGACAUGGUACAACUUAUGGAGGUUCUUAUGGGAGCAGUGAUGGUGGUGGACUGUACCCUUCGAAUUAUGGUGGUGAUUGCAUGUCCCGAGGGAGUGAUGUUGGAGGUAGUUCUUACUCAUCAAUGUACUCUAGUCGUGGGAUUGGCGGCAGCAGCAGCGGUUACAUGGGUUCUGGUGGUCAAGGAUCAUAUUACUAAUAGGCUGUUCUAGGAUGUUGGCAAUUUGGAGAUUUAAGCUUUGACCUUUGAGGUUCGUACACUAUGGAGAAAGCAAGAUUGGGAAGCUUGGCUCCAGUAUCUUGCCACAGAAGUUAACCAGAAGUUGUUGUAAAGAAAAAAGGACUGAUUUGGCUCAUGUCCUGUGAUCUACACGCUGGAUACUUUAUAAAGUUUAUGGUGUAACUCCAGCUGUGUAGAACUGAAAAUGAGACCCCUAUCGUAUUUAUGUAUUUGUUGAUCCUUUAUUUCACUAUUAAGUUCACAUCUGAUGGAGACAGCACACUUAGAAAGAGGCUGAGGUUUCCCAGUGUUGCAAAGAAUUUCAGUUAUGUUCACACGGGAGCAAUUGGAUUUGAUGGAGUGCUGUUGGGCUGCAUUUGAUGUACUUUUUGAAGUGUUUCAUGCUAGCCUUGAAUAUUAAAGGGAACCAAGUAACUGAACUUUGUGGGAACUCGGGAAGUACAACCCAUAUACAAGCAAUUCUUGUGCUUGGGACACUAUCUGAACUCUGAAGUGUACAACAACGGAUUGGCAUACUUGUCAAGGAAGUUCAUGGGUUUUGUUGAGGAUAAAGUGGUCUAAAAUUUCCAUUUUGGCGAAUUUUCAUUGCGAAUUAUGAGAUGAUGCAAUGAUGAGUAAUUAGGAAGGAUGUGGACAUGCACUCUAUCCAUUGCUUUUAGACUGGAUCAGUUAGCUGAGUCUUGUAGUUUCUCCUUUGUUGUACAUUGAGCAAGUUCGAAACAUGCGUGGGAGUUUAGGGAAAAGACUGUUUUCUGGCUUCUUGAGGUUCAUUUGUUGCAUGAUGCUCCACCUUAAGGUUCAUUCAGCUGUAUGUUUGUGAUUUAUAGCAG